This is a messenger RNA of Pimephales promelas (fathead minnow), 1129 nucleotides long. Lineage: Eukaryota; Metazoa; Chordata; Actinopteri; Cypriniformes; Leuciscidae. The record is from RefSeq and is a predicted model, not a curated record.
UCCUGACUUCACCUCUGAAAUCAAACCUGUCACACCUGAGAGAGCUGGACCUGAGCGUGAAUAAACUAGGAAACACAGGAGUGAAGCACUUAUGUGCCGUACUGAAGGAUUCACACUGUAAACUGGAGAGAUUGAGGUUAAGCUGGUGUUAUAUGACAGAUGAAGGUUGUUCUGAUGUGACUUCAGCUCUGAAAUCAAACCCGUCACACCUGAGAGAGCUGGACCUGAGUGAGAAUAAUCUGGGAGACUCUGGAGUGAAAAACCUCAGUGAUCUACUGAUGAACCCACAAUUCAAGCUGGAGAAACUACAUCUACGGUACUGUGACAUUACAGAUGUUUCUUCUUUAACUCAGUCUUUGACGAACUCAAAAGCUCUGCAGUUUUUAAAAGAGCUUGAUCUGAGAGACAAUGAGAUCGGAGACUCAAAGCAGCGGCUCAGAGACGAGCUACGAGACUCAAACUGUGUCCUGAGAGCAGAUGAUGAUCUAUUUACCAAGAUUAGAAGACUUUUUACAUAGUUUAAAUCUGUGAAACGGAGAUGAGAGGAGCAGAAAUCAUCAGGUGAUCCACAGAAGAGUCUCACUGCUGUCUAUGAGGAGAAAUACAUGUGUAAAUGUGUUUCAUACAGGUGGAAGAGACUCAGACUUCACUAUUAAAUAAAGCAGUGUGUGUGUUAGCAUGUGUAUUAGAAACAUGUGAUUAAUGUUGGUUUAUUAUUCAGCCAAAUGACUCCUGCCACAGUAUCUUAUGCCACAAAUUAAAUCAUUCUCACUUUCUCAUGAAGAGAUAAACAUGAAAAUAGAUCUCCUGACCUCAGAACAGUGGGAGGCGGCGAGAAAAGGGAAUCAUUUUGGGAUAUCGUGGUUAUAAACUUCUCAAAUAUAAAAUUAGAGGUGUCUGCUCAGGUUAUGGCAAGACAUUGGCCCACACAAAGAAAAGUGUAACACACACACUAAUCAACAAUAUUAACAAACUUGCUAAAAAAAGAGCAUUUGAGCCAAGAAGAUAAUAAUGCCUUAUUAGACUUACAAAUCCAACUAGACAUUUAUAUGAGAACAAAGCAAAAGGAGCUUUUAUAACGUCACGGAGGAAUUGGAUGGAACAGGGUGAGAAAAACAGCAGAUAUUUC